Drosophila bipectinata is the source of this 2268-nucleotide messenger RNA. RefSeq names its product RAD21 cohesin complex component verthandi (gene vtd). The record is from RefSeq and is a predicted model, not a curated record. Lineage: Eukaryota; Metazoa; Arthropoda; Insecta; Diptera; Drosophilidae. Gene Ontology annotation, molecular function: protein binding; chromatin binding. Gene Ontology annotation, biological process: replication-born double-strand break repair via sister chromatid exchange; sister chromatid cohesion. Gene Ontology annotation, cellular component: cohesin complex.
AUGAUGGUUCUGUGCUAUCGAUUAUUUCUAUAAUCGAGGAUAUGGAAGCAAUAUCAAUUUUUAUAAACAACCAUUUUCGUAUAAAUUAAAAUGUUUUAUGAACAUAUUAUAUUGGCUAAGAAAGGUCCUUUGGCCAGGGUUUGGUUAGCUGCGCAUUGGGAUAAAAAAAUAACAAAAGCCCAUGUUUUUGAAACUAACAUAGAGAAGUCUGUGGAAGGCAUUUUGCAGCCGAAAGUAAAAUUGGCGCUAAGGACAUCUGGCCACUUGUUAUUGGGUGUUGUACGAAUCUAUUCGAGAAAGGCGAAAUACUUAUUGGCAGAUUGCAAUGAAGCAUUUGUCAAGAUUAAGAUGGCAUUUCGCCCAGGGAUGGUUGACCUACCUGAAGGACAUAGGGAAGCGAAUGUUAAUGCCAUAACACUUCCAGAAGUUUUUCAUGAUUUUGAUACAGCGUUGCCCGAGCUAAAUGAUAUUGAUAUUGAAGCUCAAUUCUCUAUUAAUCAAUCCAGAGCUGACGAAAUAACAAUGAGAGAAGAUUACGGCAGCUUGUCACUUUCCUUGCAGGAUGACGGUUUUGGUGACAUCGGCUUUGAAUCGGAGACUCCAGAAGUGAUGCGCGGUUCUUUGACUUCAAAUAUCAGUGAUAAACUUUUUGAUUCCGCAUGUCUAGAAAAUAUAGAGUCAUUGGAUCCGCAACCAACCGAAGAUCCGACAGAGUUAUCCGAGCAUCGAUUAGAUGGUGAUGGUUUUGGAGAUUCUUUUGGACAGCCGGAACUUUUUGAAGACGAUUUAUUUGGAGAGUUGCCACAACCACCUGAUCACGGAAUUAAAGAAACAGCCGAAACUCAUGAUGCUGAUAAUUCUGACGAUGAAGUUGUUGAUAAUUUUAAUAACAUUCCUUCUCCUGCAACAUCUCCUGCUCCUUCUAUUGUUUAUGAUAAAGGAGAAAAUACUGCUAGUGACAAUGCCGAUGUUUCUAUUAAUGUGCCAUUGAAUGAGACAGUUCAAACUGAGGAUGAAGGAUUUGCAUUAGCGCCUAUUGACGCAACAAUUUACAAAGGCGUUACAAGAGCCAAACGUAAAAGAAAACUUAUUAUUGAUGAAGUGAAGAAUAUUUCUGGAGAAGAAAUGAAGGCUCAAUUAGCUGAUACGUCUGAUAUUUUAACAACUCUUGAUUUGGCUCCACCCACAAAAAGGCUAAUGUAUUGGAAAGAAACAGGAGGGGUCGAAAAGCUUUUUUCCCUACCAUCAAGGUCUAUACCAGCGAGGUCAUUACUAAAUAACUAUAAUAGGCAAUUGUUUUCACAUUCGACAGUAUUGGAGGACUUUACAUGUGUUGCGCCUCUUGAAAUCCUUGCGCUAGAAUUUUGUGCACAAGAAAACGAAACAUCAUUAAUUAUUUUCAAUAAAAAAGGACGAAAAAGAAAGAAUGAACUUAGUACGAAUAUAAUUUCUGACCAUGUAGCAGAUACACUUAUUCAAAGCUGGGAAGCUCCUGAAGCCGUAAGAGAACAUCAAAAGUCAUUGGGUCUAUCUGUCUUAUCAUUGGAUAUUGCAACUAAGGAUCAUGAAAGUAUUUCUUGCCAAAAUGAUACAAAUAUAUUUGAUAAUAUUCGUAGUCCUGAGUUAUUACCUUUCAACGAUAUGGAACAGUUUUCAUCAAUAAAUGAAAUUCCGUUAACUCCAAGGAAUUCAAAUCAUGAUGAUGAUUUUAAUCACGGAGACUCAACCCCUGCAGGAUUGGAUCACGGUCAAGUUACUCCGCAGCAUACAAGUUUUUGCGACCUUGACAAUGUUCCCCAUCCACCUUCCGACCAAAUAAGUUCUAUAUUGAAAGAAUCUUUAGACAGACCACUAAUGGUUGAAAAUUUGUUUGAUAAAAAUACAAACAUUACUUCAAAGGAUUGGAAUAACUAUGAAGUAUCAAAUUAUGUUGUUCAGAAUCCAAAUGACGAGCAAAUGGAAAAUGAAACGGAUGAACAGUUUGAAGAGCGCGUUUUAAAUAAAAGAGCUGCUCAGCUUUUUAUAGAUGUGAAAACACAUUUAACUGCAAAAGAUAAUAUGACUCUAUCGCAGCUAACAUUAGGAAACUCAAGAAAGCAGGCUGCUCAAAAAUUUUAUUCCCUUCUUGUCUUAAAGAAAUUUAAGGUCCUUCACAUUAUUCAAUCGUCACCCUAUGCCGAUAUUGGAAUUAUGCGAGGACCAACAUUCGAAAAUCCCAAAAUAUAAUGCAUUAGGGAUAAUAUUUAUAUAACAAAUAUAAUAAGAAUA